Diceros bicornis minor is the source of this 1751-nucleotide messenger RNA. RefSeq names its product NOP2/Sun RNA methyltransferase 4 (gene NSUN4). Gene Ontology annotation, molecular function: methyltransferase activity. Bases 43 to 1221 code for a protein of 392 amino acids. Gene Ontology annotation, biological process: rRNA methylation. The transcript has 6 exons. Gene Ontology annotation, cellular component: mitochondrial large ribosomal subunit. Lineage: Eukaryota; Metazoa; Chordata; Mammalia; Perissodactyla; Rhinocerotidae. The record is from RefSeq and is a predicted model, not a curated record.
GGUUGCGGUUCCGGUCGGAAUUACCCGGCAACGCACGCAGACAUGGCUGCGCUGGUAGUGAGAGGUGUUCGGGACGUGCUGAAGCGGGCCGACUUCGCGACGGUCCCGCGGAGACAUCGACAUAAGAAGAAAUGGGCUGCCACAGAGCCGAAAUUUCCUGCCACUCGACUGGCUCUGCAGAAUUUUGACAUGACCUACAGUGUGCAGUUUGGGGAUCUUUGGCCAUCAAUCCGGGUCAGUCUCCUCUCAGAGCAGAAGUAUGGUGCAUUGGUCAAUAACUUUGCUGCCUGGGAUCAUGUGAGUGCUGAGCUGGCGCAGCUGAGUGCCAGGGACUUUGUGAAUGAAGCCAUCUGCCACAGGGAACGGGAGCCAGAAAGUGGCCAGACUGCAGCUCCCUCCCCAGCCUCCUCGGCCUACAGUCCGCACAGUCCCAAUCUUCACAGUCCCAAUCUUCGAUGCUUCACUUUCCCCAGAGGGGAUGUCAGCCGUUUCCCUCCUGCCAGGCUUGGCAGCCUGGGUGUCAUGGACUACUACCUGAUGGAUGCUGCCUCCUUGUUGCCUGUCCUGGCCCUCGGCCUGCAGCCUGGUGACACUGUGCUUGACCUAUGUGCAGCCCCUGGGGGAAAGACACUAGCAUUGCUUCAGACUGGCUGUUGUCGCAAUCUCGCUGCCAAUGAUCUCUCCACUUCCCGAACAGGCAGACUGCAGAAGGUCCUUCACAGCUAUGUACCUCAAGAUAUCAGGGAUAGGAAUCGAGUUCGAGUCACCUCAUGGGAUGGCAGGAAGUGGGGAGAACUGGAGGGGGACACCUAUGACCGGGUGCUGGUGGACGUGCCCUGUACCACAGACCGCCACUCCCUUCAUGAGGAGGAGAACAACAUCUUUCAGCGGUCGAGGAAGAAAGAACGGCAGAUGUUGCCUAUGCUGCAGGUGCAGCUUCUCGCGGCUGGACUCCUUGCUACCAAACCAGGAGGCCAUGUUGUCUAUUCUACCUGCUCACUCUCACACUUACAGAACGAGUAUGUGGUACAAGGCACCAUCGAACUCCUGGCCAAUCAAUACAGCAUCGAGGUUCAGGUGGAAGACACGACUCACUUCCGAAAGAUUUUCACGGACACAUUCUCUUUCUUCCCAUCCUGCCAGGUUGGAGAGCUGGUAAUCCCAAACCUCAUGGCCAAUUUUGGGCCUAUGUACUUUUGCAAAAUGUGUAGGCUGACCUAGCCUCACUCUGUUCCUGAAGCUCUGGUGUAGGAGGACACAGGGUGUACUCCCAUGGAGGCACCAGAAACCAAGACAAGUGGCAAAGAUGCACUCUGGGUCCUAUCUCCAUCCAGUUCAAGUCCUUCUGUAGACAGUUUUCAGCAGUAGAAAGUAGGAGUUUUUCUGUCCUGCUGUCCAAUUGUGGAGCAUCAGCAGGUUUCUCUUAUUACACCCCACCCCCAUCCCCCAUCACCAAGCCUGUGCUAAAGUGUCCUGCUCCAUUGGGGGCUUAGAAGGAAGAGCCAGUGAGCUGGCCCACACUUUAAGCUGUAAACUUGGGAAGAAGCAUUUAGCCAAUAAAAUUGUUGAAGCUCUAUAGAGCUGGGGCUGAAGUUGGGGGCCUCAUGUCAGUCCAAGUACUGUUAGUUUCCUUUGUACCAGCUGCUGCUACUGAGCACUAGCUCCCUGGUGCCCAAAGCCCAGGACCUCAGCCUGGUUACAGGCCCCUGAUUACAGAGCCCCUCUCACACUUGAGGCGAGUUCUUCUUGGU